Trichomonas vaginalis G3 is the source of this 1902-nucleotide messenger RNA. RefSeq names its product VPS9 domain family. The record is from RefSeq and is a predicted model, not a curated record. NCBI's taxonomy places the organism in Eukaryota, Parabasalia, Trichomonadida, Trichomonadidae. Bases 1 to 1902 code for a protein of 633 amino acids. The transcript has a single exon.
AUGUCAGGAACUGCAUUAUAUGAACUUCAGCUCCGACUUAAGAGAAAUAGCAUCAACGUGAAAAGGAAAAAGGAAGAAAUUGAUGGCCUUCUUUCGAAUUAUCGUGAUCAAAUUCAGCAGUAUAUUAUUACUUUAUACAACUCAGCAUCAACUAUAUAUGAUACAUUAAAUAGUGGCCAAAAAGAAUACAACGAUAAACCAAAGGAAGACAUUGACAGUAAAAAAUUACUUGAGAUUCGCAACAAUUUCGUAAAUUUCCUUGUAGAAAAUUUAAAGGAAGGAAUAAUGACGAAACAAGUUUACAUAGAAAUUCUUGCUCUUUUUAAUUUUCUCUGGAAUAAAGAAUCAGUUGAUGAAUUUGUAAAGAAAUUACUAAAUGUAUCCCAACAGUAUCAAGAAUUGCUUGCAAUCUGUUUGCUUUCAUCUCCUUUACUCCAAUCGUUUGCAAUUUCGGUCUUUAGUGAAGUUUUUAAAGACUUAGAAAUUGCAACCGUUGAUCAACUCACUCAGACAACAAUUGAGCUCAUGAAACAGUAUGCUAUUAUCUUACCGAGUUACAUAAAGAUCAUUGUUCAAAAGAAACCAUACAUUUUCUGGUCGAAAUUACUUCUUGAAUAUUUGAAAGCUCCAUUUCUCUUUGGUAUCGCAUCGCAAGAGAUCGAACUGUUAUACGCUGAUAAAAUCAAAGAGUUUUCUCAAUCCCUUGCUAACUUUUUCCAAUCAAAACCAGCUCAAAUUGUUUUAAAUCAAUUAGCUUAUUCCAAAGAUGUCUGUGUUUACCCGUUCGAGCAGCUACUUACGCAAAUCGACCCUAACUUUGUAUCGCAGACCCUUCUAACUCCCGAUUUCGCUAAUGUUUCCACUCCAAAGUUCAUUACAUUUUCUACAUCGAACUUUUUCAAGUCUCCUUCAUUCCACGAGAAGCCAAACAGCCUUAUUAAGACUGUCCGACAACUUCUGCACGAUUGCGAUCUAAUUUGCCUCGAAACAAACGAAAAAGAUACGAAAAUUGUUUUACAACAGCUUGUUUCGCUUACAUCCUACUACAGUGAUGUUAAACUAGAAGGGUACUUAGAGGAAAUCGACACGUACAUAAGGAAAUCCAAAGAAGACGACAUAUUCAAAAUUAUCAAACAAUGCAAUAGGGAAUUAGACCUCGAAGACAUCUCCAACUCCAAAGAUCCCCUCGUUAUCAUCGCUCAGUAUUCGAAACAAUUCAACUUCAUUAAAAAAUUAAAUGAAGUUUGCUCUUCCAUUGGCAAUAGAUCCCAACAACUAGCUGAAUCUGCUAGUAUUAUAUCCAAACUUUCACUUCCUAUAGCAGAAGAACUCAUUCAACCAGAGAAUUUCGUUCAAACUUUUAUUGCCACUCGGGAAUUCCUCCAGCUCAAGAGAUCCGACAGUUUUAAGACCUUACAUACUAUUAUUCUGUCCAAAAUAGGGUACCUUAAGCAGGAUAACAACGAUGUAGAAGCAGAUCUCAAAUUUAAUAAGUUCCUUAAGGACAAUAAACAAAAAAUCCUUGAUAACAUGAGCCAGCAGCCAUUCCUCAAACCGUAUAUCGAGAAUCCAUCCCUUCUAAACCUCUUUUUCCAAGAAUUCAAGUUAGUUUUCAAGUCAAAACUGCCUCUUUUAAGGGUUAAACAUAUCCACAACAGCAUAACAAUAUUAAUUGGAUUACUUAAGGAGCAAAACAUCGGAGAAAUCGGCGCCGACCAAAUUAUUCCGUUUGGAGUUGUUGCAAUCGUUCUCAGCAAUAACUUGGGAUUGAUAACAACCAAGAAUAUGCUUGUAAAACUGGUCCAACCACUUAUUAAUGUCGCAUCUCCGCUUGAAUCUGCUGAAGAGUAUUCCGUAAUUCAAUUUUUGAGCACAAUUCAAUUUUUGAGUACUGCUGCUUGA